Molecule: messenger RNA, 1544 nt
Organism: Phacochoerus africanus (Common warthog)
Lineage: Eukaryota; Metazoa; Chordata; Mammalia; Artiodactyla; Suidae
Product: C2 calcium-dependent domain-containing protein 4A-like
Exons: 2
Coding region: 341-1462 (373 amino acids)
Source: RefSeq, a predicted model, not a curated record
CGCACGCAGAGCGGAUGCGGUCACAGGGAUGAGCAGAGAAUUCCGGCUCACACCACAGCUUCACUCCCACGCGAGCCUCCGCGGCAGAGCCCAGCGCGGGCGAGAAGGGGUGGUCCGGAGGGCGGGCCAUCCAGCGCCGCCAGCGGUUGGGCUUCGACCCGCUGGGCGGGACUCAGGGUCUGCUUAUAAGACAGGAGCACCUCUGUCCCGGCCACAGUGCUGAAGCUGGCGUGCCAGCGGAGACCGGGAGGCUUCGGGCAUAGAACUUGCAACUCAAGAACCAGAGGAACUGAAAAAGAGGAGCGCCUUUCCCCACUUCUCCCAGUCCCAGCCUCGGAGGAUGAGGCUCCUUGAGAAACUCCGCGCCUCGGCCGCGGGCACUGCGGUUCAGGAGCCUACCUUCACCAAUGUGCUUACUCCUGAUCGCAUCCCUGAGUUCUGCAUCCCGCCGCGACUGCCUGCGCCGUGCGCGCUCGAGUCUUCGCCCCCGACUGCCGCUUUGCCCCGACGGUGCGCCGCCGAGCCGGACCUGUGGCCCCGGGAAGCAGACGACUGCGCGGGGCGCACGGACUGGGACCCGCGCUCGCAGGCCGCGCUCUCGCUGCCUCACCUGCCCCGAGCGCGCACCGCUUACGGCUUCUGCGCUCUCCUCGAGAGCCCGCACACCCGCCGCAAGGAGUCGCUCUUUCUAGGGGGCUCUGGCACCGCUGCGCUCCUGCCCGCGCCCCGCCGCCGGGCGCGCACCUUCUGCGGCGGCGGCGGAGGCGACCCCCUCGCGCCCCCGGAAGAAGCCCCUGCCGCGCUUCCAGCGGCCCCUGGCGGUCUCUGCGCGCCUCCCGCUGUGCCCGCCCCGCGGCCCCACGGCCGCCGCCUCUUGCGCGCUCCGGAGGGGCUGCUGCGCCGCGCGUUGCGUGUCCGGAGGAGCCGUGGCCUGGCCCGCGCCCGCUCCGUCUCCAGCGAGGACGCGGACGAAGAUGAAGACGACGAGCGCCGUGUCAGCUCCCGGUCCCAGGCUCAGCCCCCCGCCGCGGGCCCUCCGCCGCGACCCGCCGGCCUGCAGCCAGAACGCCUGGAGGCCGAGGGCACUGUGGCUCUGGACCACGCUGGCGGCACCCUGCGCUUGGCCGCCGAGUACAGUAGGGUCAGCGGGCGCCUCCGCGUCCGUCUGCUCCGCGCCGACGGCCCGGCCGGAGGGGUCGCCGAGCCCCGCACGCCCGUCGGCUGCCGCGUCAGCUUCGUCCUCCUGCAGUCGCCGGGCCAGACGCGUGGGCCUCGUGGCAACGUGAUUCGGCGGAGCCGCCGGGCCGUGUUGGAGCAGGACUUGUGUUUGGACGGGCUCUCGGAGGACGAGGUUCGCCGCCUGGCGGUGCGCAUCAAGGCCGAAAACCCGGGCCGCGGCCUGGAGCGGGGCCGCCUGCUGGGCCAGGGCGAGCUGCUGCUGGGCCCCCUCCUGCUCCUCUGAGCGCGCGCCCAGGCCCUGGCGCCUUUUGGACACUGACGGCCUCUGUGUACGAAAUAAAUAUGUAUUUAUUUAUUUUUCUACA